AAAUGUAAUGCAACAGGGAUGUCUUGUUGAUGUCCAAAAGUGACUUUUUAUUGCAGAUUGACAGGGUGAAAGUGUGUCAAGAGGGUCAUAUCAGAAGUCUGGAUGCUCUGAAGUGUCUUUCUGUGUCACAUGAUCAGGUAUUUAUAGAAGACCUGGGACCUAAAUAACCUAGUAUGCAGUCAAUGCGAUGCCCCCCAAACCUACUGAGAACACAACAACAGCACUUGCCAUCAGAAAAAGUAUCCACUAGGACACUGUGAUGGAUUUGGACCCAUCUGGAGGGGGUUUGGACGAGGAUGUGGCAACUCAAGUCAUGAUCGAGCAGAGUCUCCUGCAGCGCCACAAACAAGCGGAGAUCAGGAGCUCUUUCUCCGGUGAAUCCUGCAGGAUCAUUCAGAUCACCCCUGAGAGAGAGAAGAUAUUCAGUGCAAUAAAGAAUGGUGAUGAAAAGUCCCUCCGUAAGCUGACUGUCCAUCAGCGAGCGUUCUCUGAAGAGGACGACACAGGCUACAUCCCCUUACACGAGGCCGCUAUACAGAACAACCAGAACAUCCUCGAGAUCACAUUUACCGCCUCUCCUGAGGAUGCCAAGCACAGAAAGACUCAUCGGGGUAAGACGGCUCUCUUCUUAGCAGUGGAGAAAGGUCUUUUGGACAACGCCUGUUUCCUGCUGGACCACGGCAGCAGUCCGGACGCACUGGAUAAGGAGGAAGACUCGCCGCUCGUCGUAGCCAUAAGAAACAACCACUACGACAUGACGAAGCUCCUGCUAAACUUCAGUGCCAGAGUUAAUCAGGAGGCAGCCAACCGCAGGACAGUCCUGCAUGAAGCCGCCCGGCUCGGCCUGACAGAUUUCGUGGAUCUGUUGCUGAAGUACGGAGCUCAUCCCGACCCCAGAAGCUCCUACGGCCUGACGCCGUUAGCAUUAGCUGCACAGACCGGACACCUGGAGAUCAUCCGAACACUUCUCCGGAGAGGUGCUGAUGUGGAGUCUCAGGCUCAGGAUUGUGCAUCAAUAUUGUUUGAGGCGUCUGCUUCAGGAAACCCUGACGUCAUCUCAUUACUGCUGGAGCACGGCGCUGACGCUAACAUCCCCAAACACACGGGACACCUGCCCAUCCACAGAGUGGCCCACCGCGGACACGUCAAGGCUCUGGCUCUGCUGAUACCCGUGACGUCUUUGGACGCGGUGGAUGACAGUGGGAUCAGUCCUCUUCAUUCAGCCGCAGCGGGGGGACACACUCAGUGUUUGGAGAUGCUGCUGAAGGCCGGUUAUGACCCCAACUUCAUGCUGCACCCGUGGGUGCGUCGCAGCUAUGACGACAAGCGCCAGUCCGCGCUCUACUUCGCCGUUUCCAACGACGACAUCGCCUCCACCCGAGUCCUGCUGGAGGCCGGAGCGAUGCCCAACCAGGACCCUGUCAAGUGCCUGCAGGUGGCGCUGCGGCUGGGAAACUACGAGCUGAUCAACCUGCUGCUUCGCUACGGAGCCAACGUCAAUUACUACUGCAGAGUGAACACCACGCACUUCCCGUCGGCCUUACAGUACGCGCUGAAGGACGAGGUGGUGCUGCGGAUGCUGUGUAACUAUGGUUACGACGUGGAGCGAUGCUUUGACUGUCCGUACGGGGAGGGAUCGCACGUCCCGCAGGGUUACGAGGGCUGGAGUGACACCGUCAUUAAAGACACGCUGUUCUGUGAGGUCAUCUCUGUCUCGUGGCUCAAGCAUCUCUCGGGGAACAUGGUCCGCAUCAUCCUGGAUUACGUCGAUCAUGUGACCUUUUGCUCCAAACUGAAGGUUGCGCUCAUGGAGCAGAAACAGUGGCCUGAAAUCUGCGCAAUUCAAGAGAACGUCCGCUGUCUGCAGCAUCUCUGUCGGCUGAAGAUCAGGGCUUGUUUGGGUCGGUUGCGUUUGAGAGCUCCGAUCUUCAUGAGCUUCCUUCCAUUGCCAGACCGGCUGAAGCAAUACAUCCUUUACAAAGAACAUGAUCUCUACGCUCAGAAGUGCCAAACACAAAGCACAUGAAGCAGAGAAACACACCAUUACAGAUUACAAUAGACUUUUAGUCCGGAAUUAUGUGAAUAUUCUUUAAAUACAGUUAAUAUGAAAUAUGAACAAAGUCUUAAUGUUAACGAAUGUUAGCAAAUAUGUAUAGAACCAUAGGUAUAGAACGCAAUAAUUUGUUCAAAUAAAUAAAUAUUUGUUUUAAGAAAAUAUAGCCAUUAAUGCAUUUGUUUAUAAACAAAAGUGUUUUUUUUUUUAGAAAGCACAUCUGUGUAAAAAGCUUUUUAUCUAUGUUGAAAUAACUUUUAGGAGGAUAAAGUUUUUA
Messenger RNA from Cyprinus carpio (common carp), 2330 nucleotides. RefSeq names its product dynein axonemal heavy chain 12-like. The record is from RefSeq and is a predicted model, not a curated record. NCBI's taxonomy places the organism in Eukaryota, Metazoa, Chordata, Actinopteri, Cypriniformes, Cyprinidae. Gene Ontology annotation, molecular function: protein binding. Gene Ontology annotation, biological process: intracellular signal transduction.